AUGAUCUGGUGCCAGCGCCUGCUAACAGCCUACGGCCUUUCCUCAGGGGUGAUCAGCGAGCCUAAGAAGGGCACUCGACCUGAGGAGGAAAGGGAGAAGGGCCCGGUUCGCUACGCAAACCUCAUGUACGACCGGAGAGUGGUGCGCGGCAACACCUACGCGCUGCAGGUCCUGCCGGGGAGUACCCAGCCAGAUCCUCUUGAAAUUCAAAGGCAGAGAGAAGCACGGAGAAGAGCAUUGUCCAGAAAACGAGCCAAAGAGCAGAUGCAGCCAAGAACACCUGAGCCUGUGGAAGGCAGAGAGCAUGUUCAUGUGCAGACAGAGCUAUAUUUGGAAGAGAUUAGAGACCGAAUAAUAGAAGUUGAUGUGGAGUGUCAGACAGAUGCCUUUCUGGACAGACCACCCACCCCCCUCUUCAUACCAGCCAAAACGGGAAGGGAUGUGGACACGCAAAUAGAAGAAGGAGAGUUGUUUGACUUUGACAUUGAAGUGAAGCCAAUGCUGGAAGUGUUGAUAGGGAAGACCAUUGAGCAAUCCUUACUGGAAGUCAUGGAGGAAGAAGAGCUGGCCAACCUGCAAGCGCAUCAGCGUGCAUAUGGGGAGCUGCGUAAUGCAGAGCUGGCUGAGGUGCAGCGUUUGGAAGAGCAGGAGAGGCGUUACAGCGAGGAGAAGGAACGUCGCAAACGCCAGCGGAUGGAAAUGCUGAAAAAACAGAAAGAAACUACAGAGAAAAUUGCAGCUCGGGCAUUUGCUCAGCGUUACUUGGCUGAUCUCAUUCCAUCAGUCUUCAACAAUCUUCGUGAGAGUGGAUAUUUCUAUGACCCUAUAGAGAGAGAUAUUGAAACAGAAUUCCUUCCAUGGCUGAUGACAGAAGUGGAAGGAGCGUUGGAGAAGAAAGUUCUGGGGAGGACAGUGCUUGACUCUUUGAUUUGUACAGUGGUUGGAAAACGCUUAGAUGCCUUUAAUCAUAAACAACUGCCUGACCAGACAGAGGUUCGCCCUGAAGAGCCCGUGACAACGGCUGCAGCC
This is a messenger RNA of Tinamus guttatus (white-throated tinamou), 1029 nucleotides long. Lineage: Eukaryota; Metazoa; Chordata; Aves; Tinamiformes; Tinamidae. The record is from RefSeq and is a predicted model, not a curated record.